Drosophila mojavensis is the source of this 750-nucleotide messenger RNA. Its product is annotated as alpha-tubulin N-acetyltransferase 1. Gene Ontology annotation, cellular component: microtubule. Lineage: Eukaryota; Metazoa; Arthropoda; Insecta; Diptera; Drosophilidae. The transcript has a single exon. Bases 1 to 750 code for a protein of 249 amino acids. Gene Ontology annotation, biological process: alpha-tubulin acetylation. Gene Ontology annotation, molecular function: tubulin N-acetyltransferase activity. The record is from RefSeq and is a predicted model, not a curated record.
AUGGAGUGCGCUUUUGACUUGAAGCCGCUGUUCGAGAAGGACAUCAUCAAGGUGCGAUCGGACCUGCUGCCCGAGGGCUUCGUGGGCAGCCCCGAGGCGUGCUGCGAUGCCAAGCGCAAGCUGGGCUGGAUCAUUGACAGGAUCGGGCUGCUGUCGGCCCAGGCGCAGGGACUGCACACAUCGGUGACCAGUGCCCGGCAGAUGAAUGGCAAUCAGACGAUCUACCUGAUGGCCGGCAAGGCCAAGGAGGGCGGCAAGCUCGUCGUCACCGGCCUGCUCAAGAUGGGCCCCAAGGAUCUCUACCUGUUCGACGAGCGCGGGCAGCUGCGCAGCCGCAUCGGCACUCCGGCCGUGCUCGACUUCUUCGUGCACAGCGCCCAUCAGCGCCGCGGCCUGGGCAAGCGCCUGUUCGACAAUAUGCUGCGCGACCUCGAUCUGACCCUGUGCAAGUGCGCCGUGGAUCGCCCGUCGGCCAUGAUGACAGCCUUCCUGGCCAAGCACUACGGCCUGGUGCGCACCAUCGCCCAGGCCAACAACUACGUGCUCUACGAUGGUUUCUUCGGCAACAGCGAUGCCGAUGCCCAGGACAUACCCAACACCAGGUUCGUGCGACGCCCGCGGGCAGCCGCCAAGCCCGAGCUGGAGCACAAGGUGCUCAGCAUGGCCGAGAUUAUGGAGGCGGGCAAUAGGCAUUCGCGCGACAGCAGAACCAUCAUCAAGCGCAGCGGAGAUAGCAGAAGCUGGCAGUAA